This is a messenger RNA of Chelonia mydas (Green sea turtle), 4840 nucleotides long. RefSeq names its product ATP binding cassette subfamily B member 11 (gene ABCB11). Gene Ontology annotation, biological process: transmembrane transport. Lineage: Eukaryota; Metazoa; Chordata; Testudines; Cheloniidae. The transcript is spliced from 21 exons. Gene Ontology annotation, molecular function: ATP binding; ATP hydrolysis activity; ABC-type transporter activity. Gene Ontology annotation, cellular component: membrane. The record is from RefSeq and is a predicted model, not a curated record. The coding region runs from base 94 to 3420 and encodes 1108 amino acids.
AGACCCAUGCAGGAGCAAUGAAGGAGGAGAAUGUGAAGCCACUCAUUGCCAGUUGCUCUCCCCAGUGACUCACAAUCAGCAAAGCAGUUGGCAAUGGGGCAUGGCCAUGCUGCCCAGAGUGCAGGUAUGCCUUGUGGCCAGAGGCUAGUGUGGGUUUGUGCAUUAACAGGACAACACAGAAGAUUUGGAGGAGGUGAAGUGGUGGCAAAACUGACAGGCCUAGAGUUAAAGGCAUAUGCAAAAGCUGGUGCUGUGGCUGAUGAAGUGCUGUCAUCAAUCAGAACAGUGGCUGCUUUUGGUGGGGAGAGGAAAGAAGUUGAAAGAUAUGAUAAAAACCUAGUGUUUGCCCAGCGCUGGGGAAUUAGAAAAGGGAUGAUAAUGGGAUUCUUCACUGGUUACAUCUGGUUCAUAAUCUUCCUGUGUUAUGCAUUAGCAUUUUGGUAUGGCUCAAAACUUGUCCUUGAAGAAAAUGAGUAUUCACCUGGAACUCUCUUACAGGUUUUCUUUGGAGUCUUAAUAGGUGCUUUAAGUCUUGGUCAGGCUUCUCCUUGUUUGGAGGCCUUCGCUACUGGCCGCGGGGCUGCAACAAACAUCUUUGAGACGAUAGAUAAAAAACCUACCAUUGAUUGCAUGUCAGAAGAGGGCUACAAGCUGGAUAAAAUAAGAGGUGAAAUUGAAUUCCACAAUGUAACAUUCCAUUACCCGUCCAGGCCAGAAGUAAAGAUUUUGGAUAAUCUUAGCAUGGUUAUUAAAUCAGGGGAGACAACUGCUUUUGUUGGACCCAGUGGAGCUGGGAAAAGCACCACAGUGCAGCUCAUCCAGCGGUUCUAUGACCCUACUGAAGGCAUGGUUACCCUUGAUGGCCAUGACAUUCGCUCCCUUAAUAUUCAGUGGUUGCGCUCACUGAUUGGUAUUGUUGAGCAAGAACCAGUCCUGUUUGCUACCACAAUUGCAGAGAACAUUCGCUAUGGCCAAGAUGAUGCUAGUAUGGAAGACAUCAUCAAAGCAGCCAAGGAAGCCAAUGCCUACAACUUUAUCAUGGAUCUGCCACUGCAAUUUGACACCCUUGUUGGAGAGGGUGGAGGCCAGAUGAGUGGAGGUCAGAAACAAAGGAUAGCUAUUGCUCGAGCCCUUAUCCGAAACCCUAAAAUCCUGCUACUAGAUAUGGCCACGUCAGCAUUGGACAAUGAAAGUGAAGCUAUUGUCCAAGAAGCACUUCAUAAGGCUCGCCUUGGGCGCACUGCAAUCUCCAUAGCUCAUCGUCUGUCCACAGUCAAAGCCGCUGAUGUCAUCAUUGGGUUUGAGCAUGGAAGGGCGGUCGAGAGAGGAACACAUGAGGAGCUACUGGAAAGGAAAGGGGUUUAUUUCACACUGGUGACCUUGCAGAGCCAAGGAGACAAGGCACUUACUGAAACAGCAGUGGAAAAAAAUAACUUGCUUGCUAGGCCAAACCUUAAGAAAGUCCAGUCUUUUAGCCGUGGGAGCUAUCAAGGAAGCUUCAGAGCUUCAGUUCGACAGCGUUCCAGGUCUCAGCUCUCUAAUGUAGUACCAAGCCAUCCAUUAUCAAUCACUGCAGACCAGUCAGACGCUGUGUAUCGAAAGUAUCAAUAUGAAGAAGGCACAUCUACACAAAAGACAUUUGAGGAGGAAGAAGAGGAAGUGGAGCCUGCACCAGUCACCAGGAUUUUGAAAUACAAUGCUCCUGAGUGGCCUUAUAUGUUGUUUGGAUCCGUUGGCGCAGCUAUGAAUGGGGCAGUCAAUCCACUCUAUGCUCUAUUAUUCAGUCAGAUUCUUGCGACCUUUUCUAUGCCUGAUAAAGAAGAGCAAAGAGUACUGAUCAAUGGCAUCUGCCUACUUUUUGUUGUUGUUGGAGCUGUAUCAUUUUUCACACAGUUCCUGCAGGGAUACACAUUUGCAAAAUCUGGUGAGUUGCUUACAAGACGGUUAAGGAAAAUUGGUUUCCAAGCUAUGUUAGGGCAAGAGACUGGUUGGUUUGAUGACCACAGAAACAGCCCUGGUGCCUUGACUACAAGACUUGCAACAGAUGCAUCACAGGUUCAAGGGGCUACUGGAUCUCAGAUAGGAAUGAUUGUCAGUUCCAUAACCAACAUUGGAGUGGCCAUUAUCAUUGCUUUCUACUUCAGCUGGAAACUAAGUCUAGUUAUAAUGUGCUUCCUGCCCUUUUUAGCCUUAUCUGGAGCUGUGCAGGCUAAAAUGUUGACAGGAUUUGCCUCACAGGACAAGCAAGCUAUGGAAAUUUCUGGGCAGAUCUCCAGUGAAGCCCUCUCUAACAUUAGGACUGUAGCUGGAAUAGGGAAGGAGAGAAAGUUUAUUGAAGCAUAUGAAGAACAUCUGGAAAUCCCAUACAGAGCUGCAAUCAGUAAAGCAAAUGUUUAUGGAAUCUGUUUUGGCUUUGCCCAAUGUAUAGUGUUCAUAGCCAAUUCGGUCUCUUAUCGAUAUGGGGGGUUUUUGGUGGAGAAUGAAGGACUUCAUUAUAGCUAUGUGUUUAGGGUGAUCUCUGCCAUUGUGACCAGUGGAACUGCUUUGGGAAGAGCUUCUUCUUAUACUCCAAACUAUGCUAAAGCAAAAAUAUCUGCUGCACGUUUUUUUCAAUUGGUGGAUCGGGUUCCCCAAAUCAAUAUUUAUAGUGAUGGAGGGGAAAAAUGGGACAUUUUCAAUGGAAGCAUUGAAUUUAUCAACUGCAGGUUCACGUAUCCUUCUCGGCCUGACAUCCAAGUUUUGAACGGCCUCUCAGUGUCUGUUAAACCUGCGCAGACACUUGCAUUUGUUGGAAGUAGUGGAUGUGGCAAAAGUACUAGCGUCCAGCUUCUGGAGCGCUUUUAUGACCCUGACAAAGGAUGUGUGUUAAUAGAUGGCCACGAUACCAAGAAAGUAAAUAUACAAUUUCUUAGAUCUAAAAUUGGAAUAGUGUCUCAGGAGCCUGUGUUAUUUGGCUGUAGUAUUGCUGAUAAUAUCAAAUAUGGUGAUAACAGCAAAGAGAUCACUAUGAAAGAAGUUAUAGAAGCAGCGAAGAAGGCCCAGCUGCAUGACUUUGUCAUGUCCCUUCCAAAUAAAUAUGAAACUAAUGUUGGGGCUCAGGGAUCCCAGCUUUCUCGUGGGCAAAAGCAACGCAUUGCUAUAGCUCGGGCCAUCAUACGAGAUCCUAAAAUUUUAUUACUGGAUGAAGCAACAUCUGCCUUAGACACGGAAAGUGAAAAGACUGUGCAAGCUGCAUUGGAUAAAGCCAGAGAGGGACGGACCUGCAUUGUCAUAGCACAUCGGUUGUCUACAAUUCAACACUCUGAUAUCAUAGCUGUCAUGUCUCAAGGAAUUAUUAUUGAAAAGGGCACUCAUGAUGAACUGAUGGCCAGGGAAGGAGCUUAUUACAAACUUGUCACUACUGGAGCGCCAAUUAGCUGAUUUACCACAGGCUCUGUGUAAACAUGGAAGAUGAUAUUUUUCUAAAUGAGAAUGCUACAUGUUGGUUUGGCAAUGUUGGUACCCCUUUGAGUUAUUACCUGGUACAAAACGCUCUGUCAUAUGACAAGUUACAUGGGACAUUAUCGAGCCUAAAACGUAUCUCGCCUUCUGGAGUAAGCAAGCCUUGUAGGAUCAUACAAGGUGAUUACAGAGUAGCCUGGUUUGUUCAGGAGAUAGCCUAGCCCAUUGUGCAAGGGAAAGAAGGAAAUUUCCUGGUAAGACAGCUCUUUAUUUGGGAGUUGUGGAGCUAUUCGAGGGUGGGGAGCUCUUGUAAAAUGGCUUUGUAGUCCGGCUGCACAGUGUCUUACUUGCUUGACUAAAUGUUAGUCAAGGAAGAAUCCUCCCUGAAUAUUAGCAUGUCAGAUUGCGUCUUUUGGUGAGUUAUAGGGCUAAAACACAAACCAAGUAUGAUACUAUAUUCUAUUUUAGUGGCGGGAUGAAAUAUUUCCUAACUUGAAGGUUUUACAGAUGGAAUUAAAAUAGAUACUCUCAAUGUGGUUAUAGAAAUCUUUUUUGCCCCAUUCUUUGUCUCUCUUGUCUAUUUAGAUUGUGAGCUUUUUCAGGCAAGGACUGUCUUUUACUGUGUGUUUGUAUAGUGCCUAGCACCAUGGGGCCCUGACCUACAUUGGAGGAUCUAGAUGCUACUUGUGAAAUAAAUAAAAAAUAAUAACAACGAGGUCAGCUUCACUCCACUAUGACAACGAAAGAGAUUGAGAAGAGCAACAGAAGCUGGUAAAGAUUAAUUCUUAGUUAUCCACUUUAUUAAAUGGCCUCAACUAGCUGAUUUGAAUAUGAAUAAAUACUCAGUUAAAUCAAGUAACACAAUAAUUAUUUUUCACUGUUAUUUAAUCUCUUUCUUACCUUGAAACUGUGCUAGAUAAAUAGAGAAUAUCCCAUUUUCAUCACUGGGGACCAUAUCAUGCCAUUUCUUUUUAAGGAGCAUGUAAAAAUUCUGUAAAGCUUAAAGAAUAAAAAAGAUUUCCAUUUCUGUUGAUCAAGGAGAAUGUUCACAGUUAGAUUAGAUUGGAUUGACCUUUUUACAUAUAAAAUAUCAUGCUUCAAGGCAUAAGCCAAAUACUAAGUGAAGGUUGGGAACAGCCUUCCUCUGGAGGAAGGUUAAGCUAUAAUUUUCCAUUAUGAGGUUUAUUACACCUUUCUCCAAAAUGUCUUUUUUGGCCUGCCUAAUGAUACUUUUACACUUGACUUGCAGGGUUUAUGCUCCUUUAUAUUUUCUGCAGUAGAAUUUGACUUCCACAGGAUGCCUUUUUGUCUCUCACCGACUCAUUUAUUCUGCUGUUUACCUAUGGUGGCUUUUUUUUUUUUGUGGUCCUCUUACUGUUUUCUUUUUCAGUUGAGGUAU